AUGAUAGCUAACCGGAGCGAUGGACACAAAUCUGUGUAUGAUUUGGAAUGGAUUACAAGCCAGACCAAGGUGGAAAGUGGACCUCAAGAAGUACUGUGGUCCGGGGACGUGUCACGAGAGGUAGAACAUGUGACAGCCGAAGAAGUGAAGUCUCAACGUGGCAUUACUAGGCUGGUCAAGUCACUUCUGCAGUACGGAGUUGGGUUUGUCACUGAUGUGGAGCCGAGCGUAGCUGCCACUGAGGAAGUGAUCCGCCAUGUUGGUCCUCCGCAGCACACCCUGUUUGGAGCAAUGUGGGAGUUCAGUGACCAGAUGGAUCAUCUGGACACAGCCUAUACAAACCUAGCGUUAGACCCUCACACUGACACUUGCUACUUUAUAGAGCCUGCAGGAUUGAUAAUCUUCCAUUGUAUCAAAAGGAACUGUUCAGGAGGUCAAACACUUCUGGUGGAUGGGUUUAGAGCCGCAAGACAAGUUGAGGUUGAGCAUCCUCAACAUUACGAGUGUUUGAAGACUGUUCACACAGAAUACCAGUACAUAGAGAAGGGCUAUCACCUGUCACAAAUGACCCCUGUCAUCAGCCAUUGGCCUGAAGGAAAGAUUAAACAAAUUAGAUACAACCUGUAUGACCGAAGUGCCAGGCAGGUUCAGCCAAGUAGUGAGACAUCACAGUUCUACAAGUCCCUCCGCAGCCUCACCUCUGCAGUAGUGAACCCUGCAGACCAGUGGAGACUCACUCUACUGCCAGGGACUGUAGUCUUCAUCAACAACUGGAGAGUGCUGCAUGGCAGGUCAGCCUACACUGGGGCUCGCACUAUCACUGGCGCAUACAUCACUAUGGGCAACCUGCUUAGUCGGGCUAGGCUGUUGAGGCUGCUACUGUGAUAAGGAUUGUUUACUACAGAAGUUUUAGCAGCAGAUUUAAGUUUACCAAAGGUUAAAAGUUUAGCCAGAAAACAAGCAGGGAGUUGGAAUAAUUAAGUUUACCAAUUCUGAAAGGGGCAGACUUUGACUUUUUAAGAUCUAGUCUUAGAUUAAUUUGAUCGGAGUUGCAAGAUAAUCAGUUCUACAAGGUCAUAGCUAGGUGAAAUAGGAGGGCUUAGCUUUAUUCAGGAACAAUUAGGGGCCCAUAGCAAGAAGACUGAACAUAAAUACAGAGUUACUACAAGGAAAAUUAUUACUUUAGUUUUCAUAGAUCCCCUUACUUUUAUUCACACAAGAGAGGGCUGACAUAUUUUUUAAACUUAAAUGUUUCGAAAUUGCAUCAGUGGUAAAUAACUGGGACAGCAACAAAAAGAAAACUGGUUUU
Macrosteles quadrilineatus (aster leafhopper) is the source of this 1309-nucleotide messenger RNA. Its product is annotated as trimethyllysine dioxygenase, mitochondrial-like. Gene Ontology annotation, biological process: carnitine biosynthetic process. Bases 1 to 885 code for a protein of 294 amino acids. The record is from RefSeq and is a predicted model, not a curated record. The transcript is spliced from 5 exons. Lineage: Eukaryota; Metazoa; Arthropoda; Insecta; Hemiptera; Cicadellidae. Gene Ontology annotation, molecular function: oxidoreductase activity. Gene Ontology annotation, cellular component: mitochondrion.